This is a messenger RNA of Arvicola amphibius (Eurasian water vole), 2949 nucleotides long. It is a transcript of the gene Slitrk5, whose product is annotated as SLIT and NTRK like family member 5. Gene Ontology annotation, cellular component: membrane. NCBI's taxonomy places the organism in Eukaryota, Metazoa, Chordata, Mammalia, Rodentia, Cricetidae. The transcript has 2 exons. Gene Ontology annotation, biological process: axonogenesis; regulation of presynapse assembly; positive regulation of synapse assembly. The record is from RefSeq and is a predicted model, not a curated record. Gene Ontology annotation, molecular function: protein binding. Bases 1 to 2949 code for a protein of 982 amino acids.
AUGUACAGUGUGCGCUGCAAGAAGAAGGCGGAGGAUGCACGCACACCCUCGAGCCCCUCUCCCUCCGGAGGUAAAAUGCACGUUUGCUGCCCCCCAGUAACUUUGGAACAGGACCUUCACAGAAAAAUGCAUAGCUGGAUACUGCAGACUCUAGCAUUUGCUGUAACAUCUCUCGUCCUUUCCUGUGCAGAAACCAUCGAUUAUUAUGGGGAAAUCUGUGACAAUGCAUGUCCUUGUGAGGAAAAGGACGGCAUUUUAACUGUGAGCUGUGAAAACCGGGGGAUCAUCAGUCUCUCUGAAAUUAGCCCUCCCCGUUUCCCAAUUUAUCACCUCCUGUUGUCUGGGAACCUUCUGAACCGUCUCUAUCCCAAUGAGUUUGUUAAUUACACUGGGGCUUCAAUUUUACAUCUGGGAAGCAAUGUUAUCCAAGACAUCGAGACUGGGGCUUUCCAUGGGCUGCGGGGUUUGAGGCGACUACACCUAAACAAUAAUAAACUGGAACUUCUUCGAGAUGACACCUUUCUUGGCUUGGAGAACUUAGAAUACCUGCAGGUCGAUUACAAUUACAUCAGUGUCAUUGAACCCAAUGCUUUUGGGAAACUGCAUAUGCUGCAGGUGCUUAUCCUCAAUGACAAUCUCUUGUCAGGUUUACCUAACAAUCUCUUCCGUUUUGUGCCCUUAACGCACUUGGACCUGCGGGGGAACAGGCUGAAACUUCUGCCCUAUGUGGGGCUGUUGCAACACAUGGAUAAAGUUGUGGAAUUGCAGCUGGAGGAAAACCCCUGGAAUUGCUCCUGUGAGCUAAUUUCUCUCAAGGAUUGGUUGGACAGCAUCUCCUACUCAGCCCUUGUGGGUGAUGUGGUCUGUGAGACCCCCUUCCGUUUACACGGCAGGGACUUGGAUGAGGUAUCCAAGCAGGAACUUUGUCCAAGGAAACUUAUUUCUGACUAUGAGAUGAGGCCACAGACUCCUUUAAGCACCACGGGGUAUUUGCAUACUACCCCAGCCUCUGUAAAUUCUGUGGCCACCUCUUCCUCUGCUGUUUACAAGCCCCCUUUGAAGCCUCCUAAGGGGACCCGCCAGCCCAACAAGCCCAGAGUGCGCCCCACUUCUAGGCAGCCCUCGAAAGACUUGGGUUACAGUAACUAUGGCCCCAGCAUAGCCUACCAGACCAAAUCCCCGGUGCCUUUGGAGUGUCCCACCGCCUGCACUUGCAACCUUCAGAUCUCUGAUCUGGGCCUCAAUGUCAACUGCCAAGAGCGCAAGAUCGAGAGCAUCGCGGAGCUACAGCCCAAGCCCUACAAUCCCAAGAAAAUGUACCUAACAGAGAAUUACAUCACUGUUGUGCGCAGGACAGACUUCCUGGAAGCCACAGGACUGGACCUCCUGCACCUGGGUAACAACCGCAUCUCCAUGAUCCAGGACCGGGCCUUUGGGGAUCUCAGCAACCUGAGACGUCUCUAUCUGAAUGGCAACAGGAUCGAGAGGCUGAGCCCAGAGUUAUUCUAUGGCCUGCAGAGUUUGCAGUAUCUCUUCCUCCAGUACAAUCUCAUUCGCGAAAUCCAGUCCGGGACUUUUGAUCCAGUCCCAAACCUCCAGUUACUAUUCUUGAAUAACAACCAACUGCAAACCAUGCCUUCAGGUGUCUUUUCUGGCCUGACUCUUCUCAGGCUAAACCUGAGGAGCAACAGCUUCUCCUCCUUGCCAGUUAGUGGAGUUUUGGAUCAGCUGACGUCCCUCAUUCAAAUUGAUCUACACGACAACCCUUGGGAUUGCACCUGCGACGUGGUGGGCAUGAAGCUGUGGAUUGAGCAGCUCAAAGUGGGAGUGCUAGUGGACGAAGUGAUCUGUAAGGCACCCAAGAAAUUUGCAGAGACCUACAUGCGCUCCAUCAAGUCGGAACUGCUGUGUCCAGACUAUUCUGAUGUGGUGGUUUCCACGCCCACGCCCUCUUCCAUCCAGGUACCAUCUCGGACCAAUGCAGCGACACCAGCUGUGAGGCUGAACAGCACUGGGGCCCCUGCGGGCUUAGGUGCUGGAGCCGGGGCUUCCUCAGUGCCCUUGUCGGUGCUGAUCCUCAGCCUGCUGCUUGUUUUUAUCAUGUCAGUCUUCGUGGCAGCAGGCCUCUUCGUGCUGGUCAUGAAACGCAGGAAGAAGAACCAGAACGACCAUACCAGCACCAACAACUCCGACGUGAGCUCCUUUAACAUGCAGUACAGCGUGUAUGGGGGUGGAGGCGGCAGCGGGGGUGGCCACCCGCACGCGCACGUGCACCACCGCGGACCGGCUUUGCCCAAGGUGAAGACUCCCGCGGGCCACGUGUAUGAAUACAUCCCUCACCCACUGGGCCACAUGUGCAAAAACCCCAUCUACAGGUCUCGAGAAGGCAACUCCGUGGAGGAUUACAAAGACCUGCACGAGCUCAAGGUCACCUACAGCAGCAACCACCACCUGCAGCAGCAGCAGCCACCGCCGCCGCAGCAGCCCCAGCAGCAGCCCCCUCCGCAGCUGCAGCUGCAGCCUGGGGAGGAGGAGAGGCGGGAAAGCCACCACUUGCGGAGCCCCGCCUACAGCGUCAGCACCAUCGAGCCCCGAGAGGACCUACUGUCGCCGGUGCAGGACGCUGAUCGCUUUUACAGGGGCAUUUUAGAGCCAGACAAACACUGCUCCACUAGCCCUGCCGGCAGCAGCCUCCCAGAAUACCCCAAAUUCCCAUGCAGCUCGGCUGCUUACACUUUCUCCCCAAACUAUGACCUGCGACGCCCCCAUCAGUAUUUGCACCCGGGGGCAGGGGACAGCAGGCUGCGGGAACCGGUGCUCUACAGCCCUCCCGGUGCUGUCUUUGUAGAACCGAACCGGAAUGAGUAUCUGGAGUUAAAAGCAAAACUAAAUGUUGAGCCGGACUACCUCGAAGUGCUGGAAAAACAGACCACAUUCAGUCAGUUCUAA